AUGACACAGGGCUUCAUUCAAAGUUGGAGCCAGGAGACCUCAGACAUGAGAGCAGCUACUGCAUCUAAUGUCAAGGAGUUCGCCUAUGGAAUUGUUUUCCGGGACGGCAUCGACCCCAAGGUCCAGGUGGGGAUCCACAACGAUCUGGCCAAUCGUUGGGACCGAACCUCCGUCGUCGACCAGUUCGCCUUCGGACGGUGGGAUGAGGCCCGUCUCCCCCAAGGGGCGACGGGAACCCAGGUGUACGUCAGAGAAGGCUGGCACCAGGAGUCGGAGCCUCAUUUCACCGUGGAGCUGAGGUUUGUGUACGGCACCACGGGCGUGCACCGGCACUGGGCCACCGCCCACGUUUAUUUGGACUUCUCGGAGUCCGUAAUCAAAACGUGUGAUAAGGUGGACGGCCGCCAGCGCUGGUGCUUCGUCAAGCCCCUCUGGGCCGAACACCACAGGGUGUGGGACUCGCGCGGACCGAGACCGGCGGUCUUACCACGGCCACCGAGGGGGAUGAGAUAUGCCCCCAAGUAUCCACCCGUCUGGAGGUAG
This is a messenger RNA of Alternaria triticimaculans, 543 nucleotides long. RefSeq lists its product as uncharacterized. Bases 1 to 543 code for a protein of 180 amino acids. The transcript is spliced from 4 exons. The record is from RefSeq and is a predicted model, not a curated record. NCBI's taxonomy places the organism in Eukaryota, Fungi, Ascomycota, Dothideomycetes, Pleosporales, Pleosporaceae.